This is a messenger RNA of Cherax quadricarinatus, 11731 nucleotides long. NCBI's taxonomy places the organism in Eukaryota, Metazoa, Arthropoda, Malacostraca, Decapoda, Parastacidae. The record is from RefSeq and is a predicted model, not a curated record.
AUGAAUCACAUGUACAGUGUGGGCAGCAGCAGCAGCAGCGAGGACGCCUGGCCUCUGAGAUCGUGCGUUAGGUCUCCAUCUCUUAGUCCGUCUGAGGGCCGCCUUCCAGAAGCCCCGGACGCCCACACCGCCCCCAGGGAAGGAAACGCAGAGGAGACCGAGGACUUGUACGCCGGCAGGAGAGUCUCCGUGUCGGAAUUCGACGGGCAGGACUUCGGCUACGAAAGCGUCAGUUCCCCGGGGGCGUCGAGCACAUCAUCUGAACCCGGGUAUAUCAGAAAACCCGGGUUCGAACACCAUGCACACGAGUUCCGAGCAACGCCAUCCACCCCCACUCAGGUGGGUGCAAGUACAUCGGGCGGGACUACUAGCCUAGCUACAAACCUGGCAGGAGGAUUGGCUAUCAGAACCUCCCUGCAUAAGUCCUUGGUGCUGCAGUCUCCCACCGGUUCUAUAGGUUCCAAGGGUAGCAAGAAAAAGAAGAGCAACGCCCAUGAGACCAGAGAGGACAAGAGCGAUGGUACCGGCUCACCCUCGCCCAACCCUUCCAGACCCAGGGUUAAAAAAGAUCCAUUGCCGAUGAAGAUGAGAGCGCUGCCGCAGAGCUUCUGGUUACAACCCAACAAGAAUAACAACUUACCACCCUCUUGUUCCACACUUCCUCCACUCAUCCUCGGCAAGGACUCCAGCGACGUAAUUGACGUUCGACCAGUGACGCCGCCGGACGAGGAAAGUGAUCACAAGGACACGAAAACUGACAGGGAGGAGUUCAAGGCAGAGCGAAUGAUUAAGGUGGGAAACACCGAUCUCCUCUCCAGACUGUUCGACUCCGUGGAACAGAUCGACAAGAAGAAGAUUACAGUAGUCAGAAGAGGAAGACCGCGGAAACCACCAUCAACAGUGUUACCACGAGUGCUGCGUGAUGAGGAUCCUUGCUUGGUAAGCACUGUGACAGAGUCUAUCCUACCUCUCCUACCAGACAAGACACCAGCCUCCUCCGGUUCCUCCACGCCCCUUGGAAUCCGUCAGGGACCCCAGGUGCUGGAGAUGGUGAACCUUCGUGAUGGUGACCGCACCAUUUCCCUUCCCUCACUCAAUGUUGAACACAAUUAUAACCAGAUUCUCUCAGAGCUGGUCCUCAAACUGUAGCCCUCUAGGAUAGAUGACCUUGGCCUCCACUGCUCAAUGCUGAAGUGUUUACUAGUGGGAAUAAUCAGCUACCUAGAAUUUUUUAUAUCAUCAGACAGCAUUAGUGCAUUUGUCAGUUUAACACUGAUGCCACAGAUUAGCAAAAGAACAAUACUAUACAGGUACUGAAAAUUAGGCAUUUUUUACUACAAGCAUCAUCUAUAUUUUCAUUAAUUUUUUAAUUGUUGUAUCAUUCAGUAUUCCUCAAUCAGGGUUUACAUUCCAACCACUGCCAGUUACUUUGCUAUAAUAGCGAGAAACAAGAAUGUUUUGCUCAAUAUAUAUCAAUGGCAGCUUUUAAUUACAUAACAGUGUUGUAAGUUUAUUCACUCAAAAGCAAUAAACACAAUUCCUGUGAUGUUAUAUUAAGGAAUGGUGAAAUUAAUGGAGUGUGGUAUCAGUUAUCAAGUGUGCUGGGUUUCUUCCGAUCAUUAGCUGGAUUUUCAAACUUUCGUAAAAUAAGUUUGAGCAUGUCUGAUAGUUUAAAAAUACCAGGGUAGUUACUUGAGCAUCGUGCAAUACCUUCUAAGUUCCCACAUUUAUUGUAAACACUGAAAAUUUAUGAUAUAUGGAGGCUACAAGUGAUUUUCUGUUAUGGUCACAAGUUAUCAUGUGAUAACCACCAAACUGAGUCAACAUCGAAAAACUGAUCUCCGUCCUACCUUGGACUGUGGCAAAUGUCCUUGUAAGUCAGUAAAUAAAUAUUGUUAGCUGUGGCUCCCCAUCCUUCCUGCGUCACAUUUAUGUGAAAUUAUCCCAUAUCUCAGGGAAGGAUGAAGAGGGCUUACGUGGGAAACUGUAAUUCCACUAAGUUGUGAUACAGGGUGACCAGGAGAUGCUGGAGCCACAAUCGUUACUGCCUUAUAGAUGGCAGUUGGUUGUAGUCAAUAAGGUUAAUUGUCUCUUUAAGGGUGUGAUGUCUAAAGGCAUUCGAAACAAAGCAAAAGUGUGUGCCAUAUUUUUGUAAGAAUUCCGAUGAUUAUUUUAAUUUUGUACUUGCCUUUUUUGGAGUUUGUGUCCCUUGGGAGAGGCUAAAAAAAAAAAAAAAGAGUAUUUAGGGGUGAGUAUUUUCUGAUAGAACGAGGGCAGCUUUGAGACGCAGAAUGACCACUGGUCAAUAUGGCAUUAGGCAAAGAUGCACCAAAACUUGAAGAGUUCCUAGCUGUUUUCAAAUAGCUUGUUUUUAAAGCUUUAAUUAACUUUUGUGUAGGUUUAGAACAGAGUAGAGAAUAUCUAUACAUGAACUCUUCUUUUUUGAAAGCUUGCUAAUAAUAUAUUUGGAACAACAAACUUCACUUACAAAGAGAAAUUUUUAUGGUAUUCUAAUUUAUAUAUCUGAAUUAUGGGCAGGAUAUAAACACUGAGAGGUGCUCUCUGGGAUACAUUAGCAGUAAUUCUGAAUUCUGCUUAUUAAUAUAUACAAUAAAAAUUAAUAAGGCUGCAUUUUAUAGUGCUUAAGAUAGUUCACAGGCCUUCAGUUUUAACACACUCUAAUGCAAAGCAAAACAGUCUGUGGUACUUCUGUGCAAACUAUACUUGGAAAUCCUAAUGUGGAAUGAGUCGGUUUUAAUUUGAUAACAUAUUCAGACUGUAUAGAAAUCUCUACUCUGUUGUUGUGCAAUACCAAGUGACUUCACAAUACCAAACAGUGUCAGAAGCAAUGCUGAAACUCUUACAGAAAAAUGUACAAGGAAGAUAUUCUAAAUAUAGGUUAACAAGUUUAUUUGUAAAGUCUAGGGUAAGAAAUUACUGAAAUGGAAACUAGUCCCUCCAGAAUUAUAAUAAGUAUAAAUUAUACAUUAGAGUUAAUUUUCUUGAGUCUAGCCUUGCUUCUAACUGGCUGUGACAUAUGGACUGUGAUAUUAGUCCCGCACUCUUUGUGAUAACACUCACCAUCUGCAAGAUGUGUCGGCCCUUGUAGGUACUUGCUUGCCCUGCUACUGUAUGGUCAGGAUAACAAAACUGUGUUUUGGUCAUAUUACAGUUUUGUGAAGAAAGUAACAUCAUCCAUGCCAAAUUCACACACACACACACACAUACUUUUUUAGUUUACAAAUAUCAUUUUAUUGUAGCCUCAUAAGAACAUAAGAGGCUACUCUUAUUGCUUCCAGGCGUUGUAAGAACCACAUCAUUUUAUUGUUGGAGUCUUGUAACUAAAAUUUUUUGCAAAGGUACUUUGCUAUGAGUUAUUGUAACUUCUGGUGAAGCAUUAUUAUGCAUACUUCUGUUUGAUCUUAUCUUACAGAUAUUUACUAAUAACAUGUAUGAACAAAGUAUGUAGUAACAUAUCAACUUAACUUUGGCUUGAAAUACCACAAUAAAGCAGCAGUUGUAAAUUAAACCUUACCAAAGAAAGUUACCAUAGCCAUGAUAUAACAUAUUAUAUACUUUGAUACCAUGGUUAUAACAUAAAUAAGGCUUAAAUUGUUUUAGUUGCUGCAUUGAUUUAAGUUUCUCAUUCCUAUGUCUUCAACAGACUUUCACUGGCACAGAGAACAAUGCAGAAAACCAAUUUAAAUAAAGUGUAAUCAUCUCAGCUCACAGUAGACUGUGCUUAUAGUCUUCCUGAUGCUAUAUCUGCAGUAUACUGUAUAGGUAAGUACACUGAGAGAUUUAAAUCUUUCAGUGUACAUUUUAUACAAAGAGUGGUGGCACAUAGGUGAUACAGUUUUAAUAACCCUCAUGCAGUCGAUUGGCUUUAAAACAAACUGAUCAUUAGCAUAUCAAAAUUGUAUUUUUUUAUAGCUAUUGAAUCUAGUUGAAUUUAAGGUAGUUGUUGAAAGGAGUAGUGGGGCUCUUUUUCUUUUAACUUCCUUGUUAUGUGUAUGAACAUAAGUGAAUAUGGAGGUGGAUGUUUCUUGUAUGAGUACUCAUGUACCUGAUGAGUAGUCAUGUGUACCUGAUGAGCAAUCAUGUGUACCUGAUGAGCAGUCGUGUAACUGUAUGAUUAGCCACGUGUACCUGAUGAGCAGUCAUGUGUACCUGUAUGAUUAGCCUUGUGUAUCUGAUGAGCAGUCAUGUGUACCUGACGAGCAGUCAUGUGUACCCAUAUGAUUAGCCUUGUGUAUCUGAUGAGUAGUCAUGUGUACCUGUAUUAAUACCCAUGAAUACCUGUGUACCUGUAUGAGCAGCCGUGUACACAAAAUUAUCCAUUGUAUAAAUGCAGUAUGUAAAUGCUUAUAUGUGAAUGUGGUUAUUUAAGCGUAUAUCUAGUAUAACCUCUGUGUAUAUACAAAUGCAUUCACACAUGACUCCCAGCAAACACCCACACACAAGGACACUAAUGCACAAAGAUAUGCAAACUGGAAAGCACAUGUAAACACUUAAGUGGUCACACAGAGGUAUACUAAGUAAAAAUUUGCUUACAAAUCCAUGCAUACAAGCAUUCCCAUCAACACUGUCAUUUACAGGAUAUAUGUGCUUACACAGGUACACAGAAACAAUGAGGAUGUUAAAAAGAAAAGCUACACUGAUGUCUCCUGUACUCCCUCCUCCUUUCAUCCUCCUAUAACUACAGUAACCAAUCCUAGCUUUUGUUUCAAUAAAUUCAAUCAUAUACAGAGUUAAGAUAUUGUAUAAGUUAUAAAUUAAUCAUGAGAAAUUAAAGGAGGCAGUGAACAAAAGUAAUAUACAGUAUCUUACUUUAGGGAAACUAGUCACUGUCACCUACUUAGACCUUUCAUAGCAGUGGGAAAAUUACUUACCAUAGGCUAGAAUGAUGAACAACUUGAGUAAAUCCACUCUGAGGAUGAAGUUUGGGACAAUGGCUCAGCACCUUAAGAUAUACCACAGACAUUCUUAUGAAAACACCAGAUCUGUUUAAGCCCAUACUAGAGGGCUAAUGAUGGGUUUCAAAGCUCGUGUAGGAUUAAAAAAAGCUUUAUGGGACUCUUAGGUAGGUAGGAUAUACUGUAUGCUAAGAGUUAUAUUUCUCAGUGUGUAUGUUAAACUGUUAGGGAUAAAAGUACACUAAAAGGUUAGAAACUUAACAGUUGAUAGGGCUUAAAACUUACUCUAGGAAGGACUGGAUUAUAAUGCAUCACUCUUAAUGUAAGUGAGGGCUGUUUUCACACUGAUGUUGGCUAAUAGUGUGUUUGGAAACCUCUUGAAGGCAUUUGAAUUCAUGACAAAACAAUAUAAAAUAAAUUAUGAAGUUAACUGAACACCUCUUCAAAGUCAAGAUUUACAAAUCCUAAGAUCAACAGACAGUAUGUAUAUUAGUAAAUUUAAUAUUAGUAAUUUAAGAUUUACAAAUUAAAGGAGAAUGCUUCAUAUACUAUUUCCUUGAAAUUUAAAACCAUAUCAAUUAAUAGGAAAUAUAGGUGAAUGCAACUUUAAUUAAGUAAGGUGUUACUGUGUGGUUGACUGACACAACGUGGCAUUAAAAAUUAAAAAUAUUACUAUUUUUUAACAUUUAAAUUCUAAAACAAGAUUGUGAUAUGACCAAAACCAGUGUGUGACUCAUCAGAAAACCAGACAGAAUCUAUAUGAAGUUUUAGUUGCUGUAGGCUUACAUGUACCAACAAUGGGACCAUAUAUUAUUGAAAUGAUACUUAAUGGGGUGUGGCAUGCAAGUUUAUUGGAAAUAUUUCACUUGACAAAAUACCUGACAUGGCAAAGAGCUAUGUAUUUGCUUCACAAAAAAAGUCAAAAUACUAAAAUGUCCAGUAAGAUUCUGGUACAGCCACACCUCACUCUGGUACAAACACAGGAAGUUGUGCCUUGUGGCUUAGGAAAUACUGGGAAGCCUAUAAGGACAUUAUAGCACAUGCUAUGACCCAUCAUCAUUGUUUAACCUGUAAUAAACUCAGCUGACCUUUACAUUAAAUUGGCCGAGUGAAUUUUGUGUUCAUGGAGGGCAGUGUGACUACCCCAGCUACUCUGAUUACUAAUAAUAUAAUAUAUUGUAGUAAACAAUGAUGAUGGUUCACCUAAAGAUUCACUCUUCCCAAGGAUAACGGUUAACUAUAGUUAUACAGUUUUUGAAUAUGCUAAUUUUUAAUUUUGCACCAAAACCUUACCACACUAAAAUUUAUAUAUAAUACAGCUUCAUUUAGCUGUAUAAUUUAGUUAACUGCUUUCCUUGGGAAAGGGAAUAAAUAACCAAUCUUGAAGUGGGGCCUUUAUGACUCCUGGAUACUUGCCUGUUCUAUGAUGACCUUGCACGUCAGUGACACUGGCUUUCCCUCUCACCGUCCAGUAAGACCAUAGAACUAUUCCUAUGUUAACAAAGUCACUAAGUAUCAUCCCACUAGUUAUGUUGAACCUCAUAUAAAACAAAUUUGAAUAUAAUCUUUGUAUUUUCCAAGGAAAAUACACAAGAUAGUAAGUAUAUUUUAUAAGUGUUACAAGCCCAAGAAAUAGAUACCUAAAUGACCUUGAUAAUACACAUCAAUAAACAAUACUAUGAAUAGAUAAUGUGUGCACGUGUGUGCAAACAUACAUAUAACCCAUCAUUUAAAACUGUACACGGAAUAGAGAACAACUUGAUAAACUGAAUUAAUACAAGAAUUAAAGAUCUUAUUAAAACUGAUAAAAGAUUUACUUAUAGGUAGUAGGUUGGUAGACAGCAACCACCCAGGGAGGUACUACCGUCCUGCCAAGUGAGUGUAAAACGAAAGCCUGUAAUUGUUUUACAUGAUGGUAGGAUUGCUAGUGUCCUUUUUUCUGUCUCAUAAACAUGCAAGAUUUCAGGUAUGUCUUGCUGCUUCUACUUACACUUAGGUCACACUACACAUACAUGUACAAGCAUAUAUAUACACACCCCUCUGGGUUUUCUUCUGUUUUCUUUCUAGUUCUUGUUCUUGUUUAUUUCCUCUUAUCUCCAUGGGGAAGUGGAACAGAAUUCUUCCUCCGUAAGCGACUAAAAUGUCAGGAGCAAGGGGCUAGUAACCUCUUCUCCUGUGUAAAUUACUAAAUUUAGAAAGAGAAACUUUCGUUUUUCUUUUUGGGCCACCCUACCUUGGUGGGAUAUGGCCGGUUUGUUGGAAAAAAAAAAGAAAAGAAAAAAAAAAGUGUAAAUUGGGGGAAAGUGCUAAACCAGUAGUGUCAUAUGGUGACGUGGGGGAGGGAGGGGAAUGGGAGGCAUUCAGGUUCAGUCUAAAAAAAGGAAGGCUAGGGCCAAUUCUUUGGAUCAAGAAUCCCUGUGGCAUAAUAUAUUUCUUUUGAGGGGGGAAAAGAAAAGGUAAAAAUCAAAUUAAUAAGAGGACUUUAAUUAAAAAAUAUACUGUAUAUCAUACUAGUUUCUAAAACAGUGAUCUGCAGCUCCUCUGUGAGCAGUGUUGAACCUUAAAAUAACCAGACUUUCUAAACAGUGGUCUACAGCUUUCUUGUGAAGUGCUAUACCUUAAAAUAACAUGAUGAUCAGAGUUUCUAAAGCAGUGAUCUGUGGCCUCCUGUGAGCAAUGCUAAACCUUAAAACUUGUGUUUCAGCAGGUAGUGGCUGAGAAACACUGUACUCACCUAGUUGAGGUUGCAGGGGUUGAGGCCAACUAAAUAUCCUAAUACUAUGUUAAUGAGUUUUAUAUUUACAUACUAAUUAAGUACUGCAGUAAGAGAAGAUAACUAUUUAUAUUGAGUCUGAUGUUUGCCACAAGGAGACAUUUUGGUCAACUCUGCUCGGUAACAAACUUCAUUCUAUUAAACCGAGCAUAGGUUACUGGCCGUCUUCUUGUCAUCAGUGCCGAGGUUGGGAGACCACUCUCUCCCGCCUUCGCAUUGGCCACACUCAUCUUACUCAUGGGUAUCUCAUGGAGAGGCACCCUGUUCCUCUCUGUGAGCAGUGUCAAGUUCCAGUAUCGAUUAGCCACAUUCUGUUAGACUGCCCUCUCUAUCAACGAGCACGCAGAAUUUACCUCCAACGUCGUCUUCGUUCUACUACUCUCUCUUUACCUUCCCUUCUUGCUGAUGGACCCUCCUUUAAUCCUGACUCUCUCAUUGACUUCUUGACAACGACUGAUUUACUCCACAAACUCUGAUGAUACUUUUCGCACUCCCCUCAGCCCUUUCUAGUUCAGUCUCUUGCUGCCCUUUACCCUUUCACCAUCCACUGCCCCGCUGUUAUCCGUAACCUAUUACUCAUCCAUCUCCCUUUUGUCACCUGAUGCCCUCGUUUCCUUCCUGCCCUGCAGCGCUGUCUAGCCCUUGUGGCUUAGCGCUUCUUUUUGAUUAUAAUAAUAAUGAAGGAAUACUGAAAAAUAUUCUCAAAAGGAGUGGUAGGCAGAUGAAAUAAGAUAAUAGUAUAUGCCAAAACCAUUGAAAUUUAAAAAAUUUACACUUAAUUUAUAACAGAAGACAGCUUCCACAAGCAUAAGGUCAGUUCCUUUAACUACAAAUAUGCAGAAAUUUUGUUAUAACACUGGCUGUUUCCCACAGGCAGGGUGACCCAAAAAAGAAGAAACACUUUCAUCAUCAUUCACACUGUCACUGUCUUGUCAGAGGCGCACUGAUGCUACAGUUUAGAUGCCUUUUCAAACUAUAUAUAUCUCCACCCAUUCUUAGAGAUGCUGUACUUCUCACCUCUAGGAUUCAGUCUGGCUUAUCAGUUUCCCUGAAUCUCUUCACAAAUCUUACCUUGCUCACACUCCAGCAGCUCAUCAAGUCCCAAAAACCAUCUACCUCCACAACUAUCUAACAUGCUCACACACACCCUGCUGGAUGUUAAAGCCCUUCGCACACAAAACAUACUUUACCUGCUCCCUCCAACCUUUCCUAGGGUGCUCUCUACCCCACCUUCCCUCUGCUACCAAUUUGAAAACUCUCCAAGUCAUCCUAUUUUGUGCCAUCCUCUCAGAAUAACCAAACCAUCUCAACAAACCCUCCUCAGACCUCUGGAUAAUACUCUUAGUAAUCCCACACCUUCUAAUCUCCAAGCUACAAAUUCUCUGUAUAAGAUUUACACCACACCCUUGGACACCCUUGGACAUGAUAUCUCCUUUGCCUCUAGUGUCCUCCUUGCUGCAACAGUCACAGUAAAUAAUUAAACUCACCGAUACAUAAUUACAUAUAAAAAAUUACACAUUUCAUAUGCAUUUUACUAUAUGAAAUGUUUUUAAAAGUUCUUUAGGGCCUAUUUCUUGGGUUUGUUGCACUACCUGUUUUCUACGUAAUAUAGAUUGGCUGACUGCUAACUACCUUGUAUCCUGUUCUAGCUCUUUAAUAUGACCCUUUAAUAAAUUCUGAAUCUAAAACAUUGUAAUAAUACAUACUGAUAAGAAAAUCUAAGCUGUAGUCAGCCUUGCUUAAAUGAAUUAUUGGUAAGAAAAAUUAUUGUUGUCAGCAGUCAGACAUAUCUCAUCACAAAACCACCAUUGUAACUACAGCAGACUCUGUUAAUUAAAUUUUAGUACCGAUUUCAUGACAGUAAAUAUUUUUAUUCAUAAACUUGAAUUGAAAAUAUAUUACGUUCACUUUUCUAGUACCUAAGUUUAACUUUUGAGUCCAGAACCAUUAGAUUAUGUCUGUAGUUGUAUCAAAUAAAGAUAGGAAUGUCUAAUACACAACUCAUUGUUACCAUGGUGGUACAAGUAUUAUGAUCAUUUUGGUGAUGUGGCAGUUACAACUUGGCUACAGCCACUAAACCCAAGGUUGUCCAAGCUAUACUUACACUGUGUAAAGCACUGUAGUCAUACCUGGUAGUGUUUGUGACUGUAUGGGUAAUCUGAGAGUUGUGCGGACUGCCAGGAACUUCACGUCUUGAGUUUUACAAAAAAGAAUUCAUAAAUAUUUUUGAUUAUUAAAUAUUAUUUAAGAAUCUCUUAACAUUUGAUUUUUUAAAUUGUUAAGGACUUUACUUUCUUAAAACAAAAAUACAUUAAUAAAAUAAAAAUAUACUGCAAUAGAGUAUGGGUAUGACAUUUUAAAUCAUAUUGAUUAUAUUACAACUUAUUCUUCGAUGUCACACUGAGGCCUUGUUCAGCAAACUAAAAAGUAUACAAGAGAUCAAGUUUAUACAAAGACAGGUCACAUAAUACAAGUCAAAGGCAGGAAACAAAUGACUUCAAGGCAAUGGUAGUUACAGUACCAUGUUUUCAAUGGCCUUGUGAAAUGUUGAAGUGACAUCGAGAUCCAGUCACUGGCAACUCAGUAUUUUGUGAUUUACAUACAGUUUGUUCUAUACAUAAUUGAAGAAGCUUCCCAGUUAAUAUUAAGGUUAGUUCUUAACAGCUUGGAAAAGUGUCUUGUGCAUAUCUUACGUUCUGUUACUCUCACGAAUAAAUUUAUAACAGUUUGUCUUAGGUUUGAUUGUUUAGUCUUUGCAAGGGAUUUCAUAUACACUGGGCACAUCAAGGGUAAAAUAUGCACAAUACAGUUCAGCAUGUUAUGAAUUGUAACCAUUGUAUUAAGUGCAAAAUCCUCAAGCCUGUUAAGAUUGCAUUACCACCCAGUUUCAUCAUCUUACAAGACCAGUGAAAACCUGAUGCUCUACCUACUCUUGCUGUAUAGUCCUUGUGGCUUAGCGCUUCUUUUUGAUUAUAAUAAUAAUAAUCUACCUACUCUUGCCCAUAAAUCACUUGUUUGUGCCCCUGACUUAGGUCAUGUGGUCUGCCUUUGUUUGUAGCCUUCAUCUCUUGUAGACUUUUUAGUCUGUUAAAAAAGAACCUCAGAAUAAGGCCAAAAUAUGUAGCAUUAAUCUUAUUUUCUGUUUUAAUGGCUUGGUGUGUAUUUCUUUGUUACUGAGUUUUUACUUACACACACACACACACACACUGCAAUCACAAUUAGGUGAAUACACACAUACAUAUGUGCACAAACACAUGCACACACACAUACAUGUACCACAUGUACACACACACACAUGCACCACAUGUACACACACACACAUGCAUGCACGCACGCACACACACACACACACACACACACACACACACACACACACACACACACACACACACACACACACACACACACACACACACACACACACUUUUAACACACACAUACACGUGCCAUGCGUGCACACACAUGCACCGUAUAUAUAUUUAUUUAAUUCCAGAUAUAGGCAAUGGUGAUAAAGAAUUUGUAAUAUUUCCACCAGGUUCAUGAUGUGUCCCUAAGUCCGCAUGCUCUUACAAACUCUGUGUGUGGUUGUAGCUGGCACAUUACUAUUCACCUUAAGUACUAAUGCUGUAAUGGCUAAUCUUCUCUGCAUAUUUCUCAGUGCAAAUAUGCCAGAAGUGAAUAAUUGGGAAUUUAUAAUAUUUUAUGAUUAAGUUUUAAUUUUUGAGUUCUUGUUCAAUAUUGUACUGUAUAUACUGUAAAUACAAAUAAAUACUAUCUUUAAGUGAUAAGGCAUAAAAUCUAUGAUAUUAUCAGAGCUUCUAAGUGUUAAAAUACUAACAUCCUUGGCUUGUUUUCAAGACAAGUGAUCAAAUUAUGCUUGAACUUCAAACCUUCCUGAGGAGGAAAAUGUAUCAAGUUUUAUUCAUAAAUAUAUCCCUAUAUGGUAGGAUACGGCCGGUUUGCUGAAAAAAAAAAAAAAAAAUCCCUAUAUAACCUUAGAAGCCUUGUGUAUGUUUUUAUAAUAUUGUCAUCAAUUAAAAAA